Messenger RNA from Dimorphilus gyrociliatus, 1810 nucleotides. The record is from the annotation of a GenBank genome assembly. NCBI's taxonomy places the organism in Eukaryota, Metazoa, Annelida, Polychaeta, Dinophilidae.
AAUGUAUCGGGAUUAUAAGACAUUUGCUGAUAAUGUUAUGUUUUUUCUCGAACCUGAAAAUCUACCGAAAAGUUUCCUUUCAGAGAGUAUGAGAAUACUGCAGGCAUUUAGAGAUUGUCAACAGUUUGAUAAUAGGAUACAAUCAAAAUGUGUGAAGCUAUUUAACCUUUAUUAUAACGAUGACAAUUUUUUUACUGGCGCAAAUAUUCAAGAGUUCUUUUCGGAUUGUGAUACAAUAACAAACAGAGAUAUAGGUGAAUAUAACUUUCACAUUCUCUAUCAAUUAUACUAUGGAGGAAAUUUGGAGUGUCUUGAAAAAAUCAAGUAUCCUAAGCUGCUUAGCGUAUUGACGAAAGACAAUGAAAGAAUUAUGCCUGAGGAUCCUAAUUACCGUGAAUCUUAUAUUAAUAUUAAAAAAGACCUAAAAACACUAUCAUUCUCCGACAAUAAUAUAAAAUAUAUGGAAAAUUGUUUGGCAGCGGUUCUUCUUCUUGGUGAACUUCGAAUUUCAAAUAAAAAUUCAAACUUGCAAGUUAUUGGGCCUGUUGAGGACGCUGCUAAAUUACUUGAUAUGUCAAGUGAGUCCUUCAUUGAAUUUAUUUCGUAUGAAAUAUUUGAUAGGGAAGAGAAAGUCUUAAGAUCGAGCUAUAAUGCUACAAGCUUUUGUUUAAAGUUGGCAAGGACCCUAUACAAACAACUAUCCAAAUGGGUAGUAAACAAGAUCAAUGAUCAUUUAAAGCAACACUUAAGUUCUGUGAAUCAUUCUUUGGAUAACUAUAGAAAAGUUUCUAUCAUGGAUUCACCUCCUCUUUUUCAAGAUUGCCAUUCGACGUCCCUUUGGAAAUUUUUAUCGAAUGCCAGAGUAGAAAAUAUGAACUACAUAUAUAAUAAACAUGUUUUCAAGGAUCCACAAGAUAGCUUUAAAGCAAAAUUUCCUUGGACAGAUAUUGUAUCGCAUUAUGAAAAUGAUACCUUUGAUCUUUUAUUCAAUAAAAAUAAUGGACUAUUAAAAAGACUUCGGGACAUUUCCAAUCCAGAAUCUAGCAGCUCAUCCGAUUUUAAAACUGAAUUGAGAAACGUUAAAAAUAAACAGAUAAUAUUACGAAAUAACACGCAAUUCGGAAUUAAACAUUUCUUAAAUGAUGAAGCAAGUUACGAUUGUAAAAACUUUAUUGAACUAAAUAAGGACUACGUUCUUCCUAACGAGGUAUUUUCCGAUUUUAUUGGACUAUGUAACACAUCUGAAAUAGGUAGAAUGUGUGAAGUAUUCAAAAAAUCAAAUACAAGCUUUCAAAAGUCAAAGGUUUUGUUAUCUGCAUCUGAUCUAAGAACUCAAAAAUUGGAGGAUGCUUUAAAAGAAAUCUUACCGGAAUUCGAAGCGAGUGAAGUGUAUUAUCUAUGCUGCGUUAAUCAUGCAUCUACGAAUGAAGAGAAAAGUCUAGAGGAAAAAUUAAAAAGUUUUUCUAUUGAACAAUUAACAAUGCUAAAGAAAAAAGGUUUUAGAACCGUCUUUUACGACACUGAAUUACCUAUGACAUUCAACUUUCUACCGCGAGACAAAGAGAUAGAAGGUAUACGAAAGUGUUUGGAGGAACAUAAAGAUUCUUAUAAAGAAGUGGGAACAGCAAUUUACCUUAAAACUAUGGCUUUAAGGAUAUUGAGAACUCAUAGGAACAGAAUUAAAAAUGAAACAUUAAGAGGAACUACCGGAAUACCUAAUCUACAUGAAGAGAUAGAGGAGAAUGAAGAAAUUUCUGAUAAUUAUUCGUACGUUUCAUUUUCAUCCAUUAAUGAAGCUAAGCUAGUCUAA